Heterobilharzia americana is the source of this 414-nucleotide messenger RNA. The record is from the annotation of a GenBank genome assembly. NCBI's taxonomy places the organism in Eukaryota, Metazoa, Platyhelminthes, Trematoda, Strigeidida, Schistosomatidae.
CUUUUUCUUACAAGUCGGUUGGUCAGAUUUGAGUGAUGCGGGCGGUAUCACUACGUAGGCUGAGAAGAAAACCAAACAUUGUCUACAAAAUAAACAGCAGAAACUAUGAAAAACACUACGUCGGACCGAGUGGUUGCACUCUUCGUAUCCGUCUAUAUGAACAUCAACCAGCAGUUAAGCAUCAUGACAUCGCCUAUCGUAUCAAUUUAUUAUUAUUAUUAUUUGUCCCUUGGGUUCCUAGUGGAACAUACGGCUUCAGUAGCACGUCACCAUUUCACUCUGUUCUCUGCAGUCUUUUCAACGUGGCUCCACGACCCCCCAGAAGCUUUCAUUUCUUCCUUACAUGAUCUCCUCCAUGUCACCCUUAGCUGGGACGCCCAACUCGUCGUUUCCCCUUUGGAUUCCACUUGAGGG